AUGGUUGUGGACUCAACACCCGAGUCGUUUGUUCGAUACGCCUUGUAUCACAGUCCAAUGGUUGAGCGUGCGUAUCAGCAAUGGCGAGCUGCAAGUGAGCGGCUGCCUCAGGUACGGUCGCUUCCUGACCCUCGUUUGAAUAUCGGAUUUUUCCUUGACGAGGUCGAAACCCGUGUUGGGCCGCAGCAAGCAAAGGUUGGGUUUCAACAAACCUUCCCGUGGAUUGGGAAGCUACAGGAUCGUGAGGAUGCGGCGGCACGGGGUGCGCUAGCGGCAUGGUACCAAUACCAAAGUAUUCAACUGAUUGUGGUUGAGCAGGUCAUCAUCGCACUGCGGGAUCUUGUGUACCUCGAUGAAGCGAUCAGGAUUACCAAGGAGAACUACGCACUACUCGGCUCGUUCGAGGAAGUCGUGCGUGCACGGUAUCGCGUUGGUGCUGGGUCGCAUCCGGAACUGAUACGGGUUCAGGUUGAGCUUGGUCAGAUCGAGGAUCGGGUAUUGGGGCUUGAAGCGCUCCGGCCGUCGUAUGUGGCCAAUCUCAAUGCAUUAUUGAAUCGACCGCCUGAAGAGGAUAUCGGCGAAGGGAUCAGCCUCACAAACUCGGUCAUCUCGGAAAGUGCACAGCAGAUUUCGCAAUCGGCUCAUGAGUGGAGUCCGGUGCUUCAAUCGAUCGCCCAGCGUGUUGAACAAGAACGGAUUGGAACGAAACUUGCUCAGAAAGACGGGUAUCCAGAUCUGACUGUCGGUAUUGAGUACAUCGUGACUGACGACGCUGCGAAUCCAUCGAUCGCCGAGAGUGGUGAUGAUCCGAUUAUGCUCACCUUUGGGAUCAACUUGCCCAUUUGGCGUGAGAAGUACGAUGCUGGCGUGCGUGAGUCGAUUGCGAAGCGGCUUUCGAUGAGCCGUGAACUGGACUCAUCAACAAAUCAACUCACAGCAACGGUAUACAAAGCAUGGUUCGAGCAUACGGAUGCGGAUCGACGGGUACGACUGUAUGAGGACUCAUUGAUACCGAAAGCUCAGGAGUCGCUUUCAGCAUCGCUUGGUGGAUUCCGUACCGGUGAUUCAGAGUUCUUGGAUCUGCUCGAUACCCAGCGCACUCUGCUUGAGUUCUCAAUAUCAGCAGAAAGAGCGAGAGCCGAUCGAGGGAAGGCACUGGCGACGCUCAAUCGCCUUGUUGGUGCAGCCAUGAGUUCGUUGAGAGCAAGAAUUUCUCCUGUAUUGAACUGGGUUUGGACGCAUACUUCUGCAGCAAUUGCAUUGGUACUGAUCGUUGUCGCGUUGCUCGUUGGCUACAACAUCGGAAGCCCAAAUACCACUGUAGAUUCAAAGUCAGACCAUUCAGAGCUUGCGGGAUCCGAAGAGUCCGGCCCACAAAUGUACACAUGCUCGAUGCAUCCUUCCGUGCGUCUGACUGAUCCGAACGCAAAGUGUCCGAUUUGCUUUAUGGAUCUGAUUCCUGUCAAGGAUAGCGCGAGUGGUGAUGGUGCUGAGAUCCAGCUGGUGCUCUCUGAGUCUGCCAUGUCGAUGAGCCAAAUUGAAACAACGGAGGUCGGGCGAUUCUUUCCAUCUACUGAGAAUCGUUUGUUUGGAAAGUUGGCUUAUGACGAAACAUCGGUGGCACGGAUCAGUGCGUACUUUCCAGGAAGGAUUGAACGACUCUUUGUGAAUUACAUCGGCGUAAGUGUUCAGGAAGGGGACCAUCUUGCUGAGCUAUACAGCCCGGAUCUGCUUUCAUCAUUUGAAGAACUUGUACAGGCGAAGAAAUCAGCAGAGAAUGCGAGUGGGGGGAGUUCAUUCCUUCGAGAAACAGCGAACCAAACCCUCCAGGCUUCGAGAGAUAAACUCCGGCUGUUUGGGCUCACAGCAGAACAGAUCGAGCAAGUUGAGCGGGGUGACUUUGACUCCGAUGAGUUGACUGUCUACUCACCGAUCGGCGGUGUUGUCACACAUCUUGCGGCUCGUGAGGGCGAUUAUCUUGAUACUGGUGACCCGAUUGCAACGGUCUCUGAUCUGAGUCGUCUUUGGCUUGAUCUUGAGGCGUACGAAUCACAGUUGUCGAUGCUGCGCUGGGGUUUGCCGGUGACCUUUACUGUUGAAGCUCAUCCGGGAGAGAUCUUCGAGGGGCAGGUGUCAUUUAUCGAACCAAUUGUUGAUGAGCAGACACGCACGGCUGCAGUCCGUGUUGCGGUUGAUAACUCCGAGUUAAGGUUAAAGCCUGGAAUGUUUGCGACAGCAAUGGUCCGGGCAAAAGUUGCUGCUGAUGGUGCGGUGCUUUCUGAUGAACUUGCUGGCAAAUGGGUGAGUCCGAUGCAUCCGACCAUUGUCAAGGACGAGCCUGGGAAUUGUGAUGUUUGUGGUAUGGACUUAGUGACCGCAGAGUCGCUUGGUGCUGUCGGCGAUUCUUCAAAAGCUGAGAUGCCGAUGGUGAUUCCUCGGAGUGCGGUGCUGUUUACCGGGACUCGAUCGGUGGUGUAUGUUCAAGUUCCAGAUAAGGAACAGCCAACAUAUGAGGGGCGAAUCGUCGAUCUUGGGUUACGGGCGGGUGAGUUCUACACGGUUCGUGAUGGGCUCAAAGUGGGUGAUCAAAUCGUGGUCAAUGGCGCAUUCAGGAUUGACAGCGCCAUGCAGAUUUCUGCCAAGCCAAGCAUGAUGAUGCCGAGCGGUGGGGGUGGCGGAGGCGGUCACAAUCAUGGAGGGAGUCCGUCUUCAAUGGGCUCAAUGGAGAUGAAAGACUCGGUGCCUGGUGGGUUUGUCGAAGAUUUAGACUCGGUCUAUACGGCUUAUCUGGAUGCUCAAGAACGGUUGGCUGAUGACGAUCUGAGUGGCUAUCUCGAUGCAGCCAUGCAGCUAGAUCGUUCGGUUGAAUCUGUUCGAGUGGUUGGUCUUGUUGGUGAAUCACUCGGUACUUGGCGGCGUGUGGCGAGCAAACUGUCACAGGAAUCGCCCGCAACAACGAUGGACGCUGCACGGUUGAACUUCGAACGAAUGUCAGAAGCGAUCAUGGAACUGCAGGAUCGGUUUGGGAAUGCGGCGGAUGAAACGAUCUAUACGGCGUACUGCCCAAUGGCUUUCGAUUUCAAGGGUGCCAAAUGGAUUCAGCGUGGUCAAGAGAUCAAUAACCCGUACUUUGGCAGCGAGAUGCUGCGAUGCGGUGAUAUUGAAAAGGCACAUGAGCCGCUCGGUUUGCAAGACCAUGACAGUAUGGAUAUGAACAUUGAUCCGGAGAUGGAAAUGGGCAUGCCAAAUGCUGCUGAACACGAAGGGCAUGACCAUGACUGA
Symbiodinium sp. CCMP2592 is the source of this 3282-nucleotide messenger RNA. The record is from the annotation of a GenBank genome assembly. NCBI's taxonomy places the organism in Eukaryota, Dinophyceae, Suessiales, Symbiodiniaceae.